AUGCCCAAAGAACCUGUUGUCGCAAUAUUUGUCCAUGCCGGUGCAGGCUAUCAUAGCCUUUUGAACGAGAAGCUGCAUCUUGAAGCAUGCAAUCAAGCUGCUCGUGUGGGCAUGACCUUUCUCAGGGCUGGCUCCUCAGCAACCGAAGCCGUUGAAGUUGCCAUCAGAUGCCUCGAGGAGAAUGAAGUUACGAAUGCUGGUUUCGGAAGCAACCUAAACAUCGAUGGCGUUGUCGAAUGUGAUGCAACCAUCGUCGAUCACUUGGGCCGAAGUGGCGCUUGUGGUGCCGCCCCGGGCAUCAAACAUCCAAUCUCCCUAGCCAAGGCAAUACUGGACGGGAGCGUCAAGCCUCUUUCACUCGAUCGACCUCCGCCCAACAUACUGGUGGGCCAAGGAGCCAAGGACUAUGCCGAGAAACACAGAAUAGCCAUCGUUUCUAACAGAUCUCUAACCUCAAAGAGCUCGAUGGAACGUUAUCUUCGACUAAAGCACCAGUUGAAGAAGGCAGAGAAGGCAGAGAAGGCAGAAGCCAAAAGCAACCAAAACUCAAUAACCGUGGGCGGGCAUGGGAAGGCUAUGAACGCCACUGGUGAUGGGCAGCAUUGGAACUUCUCAAUUUCUACUUUGAACGGUGCUGGCAAUCAAGAUCAAUCCGAAUUCCCUGAUACUGGAUACUUACAUCCAGUGACAGCUGCUGCUUCGCCCGGGGCACACGGGAAUCCGCUCGCACACACGGCUGUGGACAAUGCGCCCCCCCUAUCAGCUCCAGUGUGGGACGGGUCAGUAACUGCGGGCGGUAGUGAAGAGCAUUCCGCGGAUGAUUUCGGCACAUGUGAGAUCGAUGGAGUUGACGCCACAAGCGACAAGGAACAUGGUGGGCCCUCGUGUGCAGAGGACCAUAGAACUCAGCUCCCUGGAAGCAUACCAGAUAGGGACGCCGUGACUGACACAGUUGGCGCAAUUGCCAUCGACAUUCAUGGGAACAUUGCCGCUGGUUCAUCGUCUGGGGGGAUAGGGAUGAAGCUUAGAGGCCGCCUUGGGCCUGCCGCACUGGUAGGCGUCGGCACGGCCGUUGUGCCCCAAGACCCCGACGAUGAGCUGGCGACAACGGUCGCUGCUGUUACCAGCGGGACUGGAGAGCAGAUGGCGACGACUCUCGCUUCAGGCAAGUGCGCAGAACGCCUGUACCGAAGUACGCGCCGCGGGCCGGGCGGGCAGGAUAUCAGAGAAGAAGAUGAGCACGUUGUCUUGGAGUCUUUCAUCCUUCAUGAUUUCCUGGGGCAUCCUGGAGUCAGAAGCGUACCGUCGCCGGCGGCCAUCGGGGUCAUGGCUGUCAAGAAGGAUCGGGGCAGCCUUUACUUCUACUUUGCCCACAACACGGACUCGUUUGCGCUGGCCACCAUGUCGUCCUUGGACCGAGAGCCGCUCUGUGUGAUGUCGCGCCGCGGCGACGCUACAGAGGUCGCCCAAGGCGCGCGGAAAAUCCGUCUACAAUAA
Messenger RNA from Canariomyces notabilis, 1497 nucleotides. Its product is annotated as N-terminal nucleophile aminohydrolase. Gene Ontology annotation, biological process: protein maturation. Gene Ontology annotation, cellular component: cytoplasm. NCBI's taxonomy places the organism in Eukaryota, Fungi, Ascomycota, Sordariomycetes, Sordariales, Chaetomiaceae. The transcript is spliced from 3 exons. The record is from RefSeq and is a predicted model, not a curated record. Gene Ontology annotation, molecular function: threonine-type endopeptidase activity; beta-aspartyl-peptidase activity; asparaginase activity. The coding region runs from base 1 to 1497 and encodes 498 amino acids.